Molecule: messenger RNA, 2626 nt
Organism: Tyto alba (common barn owl)
Lineage: Eukaryota; Metazoa; Chordata; Aves; Strigiformes; Tytonidae
Gene: KCNIP3
Product: potassium voltage-gated channel interacting protein 3
Exons: 6
Coding region: 613-1461 (282 amino acids)
Biological process (GO): negative regulation of transcription by RNA polymerase II; regulation of potassium ion transmembrane transport
Cellular component (GO): voltage-gated potassium channel complex; nucleus
Molecular function (GO): potassium channel regulator activity; RNA polymerase II cis-regulatory region sequence-specific DNA binding; calcium ion binding
Source: RefSeq, a predicted model, not a curated record
UGCUCGUUCCCCAUCCCCGGCGCUAAUUGACUCCGAUUGAACACCCCCCCAAGGGGCAGUGGGGGGGUGUGGGGGUGUGUGUGUGUUACUGCCCUCCUCCUCCCGGGGGGGGCCACAAAACAACUUUUUUUCUUUUUUAUAUAUAUAUUCCAUUUUCAAGCUGGUGUUGGUUUGGGACAUCAACAACCACCACCCCCCCCCCCCCAAGUUUUUGCACGCUGGGGUGAAGGGGGGGGCAUCUAUGGGUGCUGUGAGGGGCACCCCCAGGCUCCUUUGCCGGAGGGGGCCGAUAUAAAAAAAUAAAUAAAUAAAUAGAUAAAAAAUAAAUAAAGAUUAAAAUAUGGAAAAACCCCAGCAAUAGUGGGGCCGGAGCGGGGGGGCCGUGGGUGUGUGCCAAGGGAGGAGGGCAAGAGGGAGGGCGCAGGCCGGCCCGCGGCACCCGCCCCAGCGCCCGCUAACACCGCGCCCGCCGACACCCUCACCCCAACCCCAGGGUGCCCUGCUUUUUUUUUGAGGGGGGGGGGACGACACACACACAGCACACACACGGGGGGGGACGCACACCCCGAUACUGGUGUUCCCCCCCCCCUCCCCGCCCCCCCAAAACCGGCCAUGGGGAUCCAGGGCAUGGAGCUGUGCGCCGUGGCCGUGGUCAUCCUCCUCUUCAUCGCCGUCCUCAAGCAGUUUGGCAUCCUGGAGCCCAUCUCCGUGGAAGACAGCAGCGAUGCCGAGGUGGAGCUCUCGGCUGUACGGCACCAACCUGAGGGGCUGGAGCAGCUGCUGGCGCAGACCAAGUUCACCAAGAAGGAGCUGCAAUCGCUCUACCGCGGCUUCAAAAACGUGAGUGUUGGGGGGACCCUCGGCCCGGCCCCCCCCACCGCCGGGGCCAGACUCGGGUGGAGCUGGGGUUCACCAGGUGCCCACUUUCCUCCCCAGGAGUGUCCCAGCGGCCUCGUGGACGAGGAGACCUUCAAGCUCAUCUACUCGCAGUUCUUCCCCCAAGGCGACGCCAGCACCUACGCGCACUUCUUGUUCGACGCCUUCGAUGCCGACCGCAACGGGGCUCUCUGCUUCCAGGAUUUUGUCAUCGGCCUCUCUGUCUUGCUGCGGGGGACGGUGCACCAGAAGCUGAAGUGGGCUUUCAACCUCUAUGAUAUUAAUAAAGAUGGCUACAUCACCAAGGAGGAAAUGCUGGAGAUCAUGAAGUCCAUCUACGACAUGAUGGGGCGCUGCACCCACCCCACCCUGAGGGACAGCGCGCCCGCCGAACACGUGGAGCUCUUCUUCCAGAAGAUGGACAGGAAUGGUGACGGCGUGGUGACCUUCGAGGAGUUCCUGGAGACGUGCCAGAAGGUGAGGAGCUCUGGGUGGGCUUCGGCAUCGCUGCCCUCCUCCUCCUCACUCACUGCCAGGCCUCCAAGUCCGAAACAUAUCCCCGCUCCUUGCCCUGUCCCAAAAUGAUGUGCUGGGGGCGGGGAUCAGGAGAGAUGGGGGAUGAGAGCUCCGGUCACACCGGGGCUGAGAGGAAGGGCGGGAGAAGGGGGACUGUGGGCUCUGACCUCUCCCUCCUGCCUGUGCAGGACAAGGACAUCAUGAGCUCCAUGCAGAUCUUCGAGAACGUGAUCUAGAACCCAGGAACACCUGCUCAGCCCCGCCAGCGCCUCCCUGAGUGGCCCGAGGGGAACUUUUUUCUACCGUUUCAGACAAAAUGAGAGGUUAAAUGAAAUAAGGAAAUAAUCCACCUGGCUGCUGGCACGACAGUUCCAAGAGACAAGAAGGGACACGGAUGAUUUUGCUCGUCUGCCCGAGCCCAGCCCGGCGCCUGGCGAUGCCCACCCUGCCAGCUGGACACAUUUUGGGGAGCGGAAGAUCCCUCUGUCCCGGGUGGCACAGGAGACCCCGCUGCAGCACAGCCCCAGACCCCUUCCCCCGGGGCACAAGCCGGUGGGGAGGGGAUAUCGAAAUAUCGCUGCUGCGAGGCGACAGCUCCCAAAGGACAACCUGAAAGCCCACGAACCUCCCUCUCCUCCCUGCGUGGCCCCAGUGCCGAGAGAAGCGACUCCCCACCUUCCGGCGAUACGAUGAGAGAGGGUUUAUUUUCUAAAUAAAACAAAUGGUGAUGACUUAGGGAUGAAACGUGCCGCCUGGGAGCCAAGGGGAAGCACCAGCCACACACGGUCCGGAGGGGGGAUGGAAAGGGCAACCCCGAGCCCCAGGGUGGUGGCGGCAGGGGAGGCGUCACUCAGCGAAGCGGCGGGACGCAGCCGGGAGGGUUAUUUGGGUUAUUGCUGCUUUUUAUCUCCUCACAAACGGGCCGGUGAAGCCAGGCCGCGCCUCAGCCAGGCCCUUUCCCCAGCCCCCUGCCUCGGCCCCCUCCUCCUCCGCAGCCGCCUGUUGCUCGCUCGCUCACUCACUCACUCACUCACUCACUCACUCACUCACUCACUCGCUCGCUCACUCACUCGCUCACUCACUGCGCAUUUCCAUGAAAUAAAGGUGAGAAACACCCGCCUCGGCCCGGCUCGCUCCCGCCGGGAGCUCUGUCGGCCCCGGCCUCGGCGCCGUCAUGGCGGCGCUGUCAUGGCGGCGGGCCGCUGUCAUGGCGGCGGCUCCCCGUAUCCUAAGC